AUGGUUGGUCUUCCUUAUCCUAACAUUUACUCGCCAGAACUAAAGGAGAAAAUGACCUACCUAGAUGCUACUUUAGGGGUAAGAAUGUAUACUUAUAGGUUUAAACCUUACGGGGUGCCGUGGGAAGGGAGGAUGGCGGAGGGUUUUCUUUGCAAGGAAAAUGACGUUCCUUGCAAAGAAACGCCUCCGCCAUCCUCCAUUAAGGUCAAAUGUCCCAGGUAUAUUUUCAGCCAUAGUUUUUGUGGUUUGCUAGUUUUCAUUUUAGGUGAAACUUUGUGCAAAUUUCAUACACAACAUUAUAUAGAAUAGUUCGUCAUAUCUCAAAUAAACCAUUUCCUUUUCUCGUUUUGCGUUCUUUUAACUCAGAGCAAAAGUUAUUUUUGUCAGUGGCCCCCAGAUUUCCAAAUUUUCCCGUUUUUAUUUCAAGUUUUGCGUCGAGAUUUUUUGAAGUAUUCGAAGUAACCUUUUGUGCCCGUAGGAUUGUGUGCAAAUUCCCUUCGUUUGACCACUCGCUGUAAUCUAUUCUAUAUCAUUCUAUAUCCAAUAACUAAUCUCGUCACAGUCCAAUCACUUACAGUUUUUGUCUCAAUUUUUUCCUCCUAGCGACCUCGUACAAGUCCGUUAAGGAAAAAAAAUAAAGAUGUAAAACUGAGAAGAACAUUUUCUUUAUUGGAGACAUCAUUGUUUACAAAAAUAGCUUUUUGUUAUUCAAAUUUAUAAACCAGUAAAACAAAUGAAUAUUUUGUUACAAGAAUAUUGCGCUUCUGGUUGACAGUUAGGUGCCAUGAAUCGAAAUCAAAAUUCAAAUAAGUUGAACAAGGGAAGUUGUUUCUAUUUGAAAGGCGAGAAAAACAAAAACAAAAAGCAGUUUAUUUAAUAACAUAUUUUCUUCGUUUGGUUCUUAUCGUUAUUUUCUUUCUUUCAGCCAAAAGCUGGUCAAACGCAUUACGAAAAUCUUUGCAUGAAAGCUGUAAAUCAGUCAAUAGGUAAGCACCGUUGGUUUUGUUUUAACAAAAGAAAAUUUGAGACCUCCUUUUUCCAUUGGCAGACACACUAUCCUGUGGUUGACAUUUUAGCGCUAAUUUCGUAGAGUACACAACGAAUCUAAAAAGUGACUUCUUGAACGCAGUACAUGCACAUUUUCUGAUGUGUUUUUAGAUCUAGGUUUUACCAGGCUAAGUAACAUUUAAGAUUACAAAAGUCUUUAAUAGACGGUUGCUAAGACGUCGGCUUCGCACGGUCAUUCAGAACCCUGUAUAAUAUUCAAGAAUAAUAUCUUCCAAUCGCUCAAACCAAUCAAUUUUAAACCAAUUAGUUCACUAGGUUUCUUCAUUUUCUUCCGCUUUAUGUCGGGUGUUGGUUGUCCCGGUUGCUUUUUUUCCGCGCUUUUCUCGGUUGCCUUCCUGCCAAACUCUGCACAAGCCACAAAUCAGUUGCCUAUUUGCUCGCAUUUCAGAGGGAAUGCUUGUUUGCCCGCAGUUGACCAGUUUCGUUGCACCUUUUUGCUUAUUUGAACGCAAUUGAUAAAUGUCCUUUGAUUAUUUUGAACAUCGCAACAUUUAUCGUGUGCUCCACGAUCUGAAGUCUCAAAAAAGUUGUCGUAACGGCUCAGUCAAUUCCAUGCGUGCCUAUCCCUUACGCGCAUUUGUAAUUUUUUUUUUUUCAGUUUUCUGAAAAAUAGCCCCACUGUACUGAUAUUGCUUUUCGCUUUUCAGGUCGUGCUAUCCGUCACAGGGGGGAUUUUGCAACAAUUUUGUUGUUAGAUAAGCGCUACGGAUCCGCCAAAAUAAAGAAAAGCUUACCAGGGUGGAUCUCAGAUAGACUUCAACAUCACGCUAGAUUCGGAUCUGCAUUUGCCACUAUUCGCAAGGUAAACUUGCUGUAA
This is a messenger RNA of Porites evermanni, 1885 nucleotides long. The record is from the annotation of a GenBank genome assembly. Lineage: Eukaryota; Metazoa; Cnidaria; Anthozoa; Scleractinia; Poritidae.